GCUCCCUUUCCCAACCUCAGCGAGAUUGGCGCAUGUUCUCACGGCAACCGAGACAGGGCUGCGGCAGGGUCACCAAACUCCAAGCUCGUCACACCCACCACACCCACCACACCCAGUCGUAGUAAUGCCAGCCCACCGCGGCUUGGAAGUGCACGUUCAGAUCGACAACCAGAACCUCGAGGAAUUUCAGACAACCGUAUCGGACGAUGGCAAAACCGUCACUUGCUACAUUGCCUCCCAAGAAGAUAAAGACUAUGUGCUGUUCUACGACCUGUUUCCAGAAAGGGGUCACAUUGACCGGAGAGAGCAGGGAGUGAAGGCACCCCACUAUAGGUGCAAGGCGAUUCUGGACGGUGUUCCGCAGACCAGGACAAUUGUCUCGCAAUCGAAGUUCCAGCAGAAGGGUGUCCACCGCGGGAAUUUCCUCUACCCUUUUCGUUUCGGGAAACUGGACCUGGACGCACAGGACGAAGAUGUACCUUUUGUACGCCCGUCACAGGCCUCGGCUCUGCAGGAGUUGAGCACCAUCAAGGUCGAAGUUACUCGCGUCGCCAAGUCAGAAAGCUUCAGCCGGGACCAGCCCUGGGUCGAUGCUCCCCCUGAGUUAGCGGCUGGGAACGUUCCGAAGAAGAAAGGGGCCUUCCUUAGUCAUCGCAGUGUCCUAGGCGAUGGGGUAGCAGCACCUCCUCGGGCGUCGUGCCACUGCGUAUUCAUGGACAACGAGCAACCUAUCGUGACGUUUGUUUUCCGAUACCGAUCGCGUGCGCUCCUCGAAGCCGACGAUAUUAUACCAUUCGUUCCAACCGAGGCCGACGCCGCAGCCGACAACGACGCCGACGCCGGCCCCGAACCCCCUCGCAACCCGCGUCGCAACCGCAUCAACUUACAGAAGAACCGAUCCACCACCCCAAUCCAGAUCGACGAAGGCGACGACAUUACAAUUGACCUCACAGCCGAAACAGAAUCGUUCACUGUCACCCGCCGCAAACGCGAAUCGGGAGCAUCGUCUUCAUCGGUCGUCAAAAGGGUAAGGACGAGGGGCGAUGGCGGCGUGGUCGACCUCGUGAAACGGGAGACUUCUCCUGAGGAGGUCAAUCAGUUGCGAGAACGGGUCCGGUUUUUGGAGUCGCAGCUGAGCAAGCGGGGCGGCGAAGGGAGUGGGAGCGGUGGGAGUGGGAGUGGGAGUGGGGGUGCGGACGGCGCGGCUGGACCGGCUGUUCCAUCGUCCUUGACGGCGUAAAGGAGUUCUUG
Messenger RNA from Fimicolochytrium jonesii, 1251 nucleotides. RefSeq lists its product as uncharacterized. The transcript is spliced from 4 exons. The coding region runs from base 125 to 1240 and encodes 371 amino acids. NCBI's taxonomy places the organism in Eukaryota, Fungi, Chytridiomycota, Chytridiomycetes, Spizellomycetales, Powellomycetaceae. The record is from RefSeq and is a predicted model, not a curated record.